AUGGUGGCCUUGGCCGCUGGCGUUCUCGCCAUGAACGCGGGUUUCCUGAAUCGAUUUGGCAAUCAAGCUCUUGGGCCAAUCAGGCAACAUCUUGAUGGACUACUUCAUAUGGCCGCCCCGAAUCAGCAGCGACGCCAGCAUGUUCCACGACCUCAAGCAGCGCACCCCGCAGGCGCGAACGGUGCGCCUGACGUAGGCCUUGCCGGUCUACACGAACCCCGGGAUAUGGACAAUGCUGGGGCUGUUCACCUGGUCAACUUCUUCCGCCGCAUUGAAAGAGCUGGCCUCUUGUUCUUGGCGAGUAUCGCUCCUGGCGUUGCUGAAAGGCAUAUUGCGCAGCUGGAGGCGGCUGAGCGUGAGCGUGAGCGGAGAGAAAGGGAAGAAGCUGCGGCGGCAGCAGAAGCAGCAGCCGCGGCUGCUGCCCCCAACGAGCAAGAGAACCAGCAGCAAGGUGAUCAGGCCGAACAAACCACCAACAAUGAUGGUGACAGUCCUGUCCACAACCCGGAACAUGUGCCGGAGCGAGAAAUUCCUCUCCAGGCCGCUUAA
Molecule: messenger RNA, 549 nt
Organism: Sordaria macrospora k-hell
Lineage: Eukaryota; Fungi; Ascomycota; Sordariomycetes; Sordariales; Sordariaceae
Source: RefSeq, a predicted model, not a curated record